Molecule: messenger RNA, 1453 nt
Organism: Tuber aestivum (summer truffle)
Lineage: Eukaryota; Fungi; Ascomycota; Pezizomycetes; Pezizales; Tuberaceae
Source: the annotation of a GenBank genome assembly
ACAGUAGACACAAACACCCCAGACCACAGCGACUCGAGCGACUGGGGAUUCUCUCUCACCAUUUCGCUCCAUCCUCACCACCACCGGCGCCAAAAUGUCACAGCGAUCAAACAGACCGCACGCGCAAGACUAUAUCGCGAGAAUUCGCUACAAUAACAGCCUCCCGCCGCCACCAUGCCCACCGAAAAUGCUCAACAUCCCCAAUUCCUCGUUGGCGAUGUACUGCGACCCAAGCUUUACCUCCAAGCUCGCCAGGGCUGAAGGCGUCAGUGUGGAGAUUGACUCUGAGUUGGGAAUGCCAUUGGAUCUGGUCCACGUGCCCAAGAUUUUCGACGGAGAUCACAGCGGUUUGUAGCUCAUUCUCUCGGUAGAGCCAAUUGUUGACCUGUUUUCAGCUAUUCUCGCACUGGACCCCGUCCCUCUUAUCGACCCGAAGGACCGCUUGCUGAUGCGUCCUGCUGCCGCUUUGGGGAAAACGAAUGCUCGCGCGACUGGCUCUGCCGGAAACGUUUCUUUCCUUCGCCGCACGGAAUAUAUUUCUGCCGAACAAUCCAGGUCGACGUUUAAAUCUGGGGGAAACACGGAACGUUUAAUGGCUGCGUCUCGCGCUAAGCGCGCUUCUCGCCCCGAAGACAGCGAUCCCAUCCGUAUCCUCCAGGCCGUCCUCAAGGGUUUUGAUGUGGCAAACCCGGAGACAGCGGGACAGGAUCACAACGGCUUGGGUGCUCUCGCAGUGGGGGACAUUGCGGCGGCGAAUGCGGAGAGAAAUUGGAAGGAGCUUAAGCACCCUAACAAGCCCAACGUUCGCGCUGUGGAGACAUACCCACUUCUUCCGGACUUCCAGGCCACUAGCGAUAAUGGCGGUUACAUGGUGUUCAAGUUUAUGGUUAGUCCGGUAGCACCGGGCGAAAAGCGUGAUACUAGAUUGGAUGUGGGCCUUUUGAAGCCAAAGGAUAAGCCCCUCGAUGAGGAUGGCAACCCCGUCGGUCAAGAUGUAUUCGAUUACUACAUACCAGCUUCGGAAUCUAUCGCCAACAAAGUCAGGGCUAAAUUCGCCGCCUAUGCCGAGGACGAGGACGAGGAGGAUGGCGGGGAGGAUAGUGACGAGUUCAGAUACGAUUUUGUCCGGGAGUACGAAACCAAGGCUCAUAAACGCUAUCCUCCGGAUGUCCUUGAGGAAGCGGCGUUGCUGCUGAAUAAGGGGGACAACAAAAAGUCGAAAGGCGCCUACUUCUACCCCGUUCUCACCCGCUAUACAAUUCGUCCACGUAGAAAGAACAAAUUCCCCCCUGGGAUGCCGGUUCGACACGAUGAGGAGAGUGAGGAUGACGGAGAGAAGCCGCCGGAGGUUAUGAAUCUUAAGGUCAGGGCGCUCAAUGAAGUGGAGAGACAGCGUCACGAGGAUGUAAAGCAUCGCUGGGACAACAAGCCGGAGGCUGAAGGGGAGGAGUGA